GCGUACGAUGUUAAAACCGGUACGUCAGAUAAUGCUAUGGCUGGCACAAACGCCAAUGUUUGGAUCAAAAUACUUGGCCAGAAGCGCUUCACCAGGAAAUUGCUCUUGGAUAACCCUGGGAAAGAUGACUUUCAACAAGGAGCGUAAGUGUCGCACGUUAUUGUGGCUUUCAACUCACAGUAUAAUUCACCACUUUAGAAACGACUAUGAAACUCGAUUGAGUAGACUUCAAGGGUUGUUAUUGGACACAGGAAUAGCUGACCGGCGCGUGCCGAACAAAUUAAUUUUCGACUUUUGCCCCCCUUCUCGUUUUAAAAGUGGUAUAAUUUAAUUCAAAAACAAGUUGCUGUAACGGAGCGAAGUUGCUGUGCGCGCCGAUCUCCUAAAGUGGAGAGUCACAUAUCGGAUAGGUGUUCGCACAGCCAAUAGCUUUCCGUGUCGGCACGAACAUAACCUAACUCUUUCUAUAUUUUUGUAGAGGUUACGCACAGAGGGCAGUUUUUCCUCUAGGCUGAUCGAUCAUCAGCUAUACAUAACAGGGUUAGCUAAAAACAAAAAGACAAACGCUAUAUCCCUUAGAAUUUGCAAAAAUACUGCCCAUGCAGUAUAUAUUACAAUUUCUUUAAGUCUACGGAGCAUUGUUACACAACGGGCCAGAAUCCGAUGCAAUUUAGUGGGACAGAAGACGCUUUUACGUAGCAAGAGUUCAACUUCCACAGAAUUGACACUGUAAACCAACAUGGCCGCUAUUUCAUUCCUAACCCGUGGGGGGCGGGGCGGGGAGGGCGCAGGGAAGAGAGACGGGGUGGAGGGACUGUGAACGGCCCACAUUUCAGACAUGGAAUCUAAGUCAAUAAUAAUGAUAUCGUGGUUUAAAUGGAUAAAUUUGUAAAUUUCAAUGCUUUUCAAAUUUCCCUGUAGUGUAGACGACUUUAAAGUCUAUGCCGAAGAUGUUGGAUCAGUGUGCGGAUUUGAAGUUAUGCGUGAUGACACGGUAUCCAAUGGCGUGUCUGCUGUAUGGGGUAUUGAUUCCGUAAGUGAUCACAGUCAAACCACAGUCACCCUUGAGAAAUGGCCAACUGAUACAGAUUGGUAUGUUUAAUGCAGGUUCCGGGGGGUGCGUGUUCUUGAAACGUGCCGUCCGUUACAAACUAAGCCCAGUGGCUCUGGGGACGAGAAAUCGCGUAUCCUAGAUAACCAUAAAACAAGUGCGCAUGCCUACGAUCGUACAUGCGAAAAAUUAUUCUGGAUUUUUUUUCUCUUUAUAUAAAAUGAUACUGUGCUCUCUCGCUGACGCUCACCUGCAAUGAAGCUUAGUUUUAAAAUUUAGUUUCUAAAGUUGGAUAGUUACAUGUACUCACAGUAUAAUUUGCUUUGUUCCAGAUUGGUGUGAAGCCUGCCUGGGAGCCAAAGUAUUUGACUUUUUAUUAUAACUUCUUUUUACCGGCUUAUACGUGGAUUGAGUUCCCCAGUAAGUAAUUAAAUAUGAGAAACUAUAUGGGUCAGCCACAAGUUUGAAAAAAGCCACCAGUAUUCAACUCAAGCUUAUUAUUCAAUAAUUCAUUUCUUUGACUUGUUAAAAGUUAAUAAUUAAACUGAACUGCCCUCUUUGAGAGGCCAGAAGAAGGAAAACUUUAAGAUCCUUUUUUCCCAAAACGGUAUGGUCUCCUUCAAAGUCUUUUUGACGAGACGAAACGACUGAGAAGGAGGCUAAAAACGUUAUAACGAUAAAAUGUUUUUUCGCCAGCAGCAUGGUGCGCCUUAGAAGAUUGUUUUUCUAUAUGAAGUAUUUUAAUUGGCGGCCGGGAAAACCUUAAAUUCCUGUUAAAGUGGGCUGUUUGCAGUCUUCUAUUUCUUCGUGGGAUUGUUGAGAAAGAGGCUUGCUGCAACUGGCAGUAACCUAGGCUCCAAAUGAGAGUGUGACCUGGGGAUGAGGAUCAAAUUUACCUUAGUGUGCGGCAAAAGGGGGGACGUGGAUCUUGAGAGCUGACAAGAAAUAUAUUUUUUUGCACGCUCUUUUUUUUUCAGUAAAUAAUUAAGUGAAGGAAAAAGAAGAGAGCGGAAGAAAAAUUCAAUGGCAACUCCUUUAUCGAAAUUAAAAUUAUUAUAGUUCUUUUAGCCUAUCUGUCUCAGAAGCUAUUUUUUAAUAAGUGGUCAAAUAACGCUUAAGCUUCGCCCAGUUUGGUCUUCUUUUCUUUUGAAUUUCUUAUUCUCACAUGUUUUAGCCGGGUGUUACCCAAGCGAAUACUGUCGAGGUAAACUUAUCACAGAAUAAUUUCUUCUCAGGAUCUACAUGCUUGGAAACAAAUGAGGCUUGCUAUAAAGAAGCAGCUGCCUGCCCAGCGGGUACAAAGGAGAAUUCUGGCAAGGAGUGCUUCCUGAAAACUUUAAAGUGUUGUACCACCGGUAAGCUGUUAGUAGUGAGACCCUUACAGCUGGUUAGUCAUGAGGAACAGAAAAUGUUAAGGACUAAGAAACGACCUGGGCGACAAGACUCUCCGGAGCGAGGUCCCCAAUAGAGUUCUUCAAUCCUGUAAUCUUGAUUCAAAAUUUCGUGCAAUCCCGUAAUCACGAGGGGGGUUUUUAGCAUCCCACCUCCCGCGCAUAUUUUCAAACCCGAAGCUCGCCCUAAUUUUACUUUCAAAUCCCGAAUCCCGAGAUUCAGAUAAGAGAAAUCCCGAAAAAACUUAUUAGGGAUCCUCCAGAGCAGAGUGGUAUUUCACUUCUAACAAGUCAACAUGACUGAUCAGUAACAAAGGACCCAUUCUCAUAAGAGAGGAGAUACUAGUGGAGGAUCCAGGGGGCUCCGGGCCCCAAACCCCCCUCCCCCCUGCACGUCAGACCUGACGCUAGUUUGAGACUGAAAUUCUUACAUCGACAGGAUCGCAUAUAACUUUCUGACUAGUUGAUUUUUUUAAUGAAACGCGCGUUGCAUUUUGCCACUAAACUAAAUUCCAGGGAUAUUAUUACUAUCUUAUUAUUAUUAUUAUUAUUAUUAUUAUUAUAUUAUUAUUAUUAUUGUCAUUAUGGGAUAUAUUGCCUCUGCUUUCAAAGCAGGUAAUCUUAUACGCGCAAAAAAGUUAGAUAUCCUGUGCACGCGUGCGCAGGAACAGUUGGGGAAGGACCAAACUUUAAUCCAUAUUGUGUUUUUUUUUGUUUGUUUGUUUUUUUCUUUUCAGAAACAGCUGCCAGUGAAACGAAGGAGACUGAGUAACACCAGCUAAUGAAUUUUAAUCCGUAAGGGAUAAGACAAAGAAACUGGAAAAUGAUUCAGUUUAAUUUCCAUGGGGUUUCAAGCAAGCUUAAGGGUUAUUCUAAGGAUGAUCAUGAAUAUAUGAUUUUCUUGAAAGUCAUCAAUAAACCGGCAUUAAAAAAUCCCGACCGUCAGUUAUAAAAUGGC
This is a messenger RNA of Porites lobata, 3400 nucleotides long. The record is from the annotation of a GenBank genome assembly. NCBI's taxonomy places the organism in Eukaryota, Metazoa, Cnidaria, Anthozoa, Scleractinia, Poritidae.